AUGGAGAUGUGGAACACUACUAUUGUAGGUCCCAAGGUGACCGUUUGCUGCGCACAGACAUUAUCACGUGCCUCCCCGCCGCCGCUCAGAUCGCCUCGCUGCCUCCGUGACUUGUACACGACAACGCGCCUGCGGGCUCCAUCAACACCAUACGCACAGCGCACAGAAUUCGACUCUCGCAUACGCAAAACGGACACCAGCCUGGCCAUUCGAGGAUAUACUCAACGCUACUUGGAUCACCAUACGCGCGCGAUCAUGGACGACAGCCGGAAAGCGGCCCCGCGCGCGGACGAGGAGCCCGAGGACGAUGCGUUCAAUGCGUUUCUGCGACAGGCACAGGAAGGCGCGGUGGAGGGUGGAGGCGAUAUCUGGUCUAGCCUGGCAAAUCGCGAGCUGGAUGUGGGCGAGAAAGCGGACGAUGCGAUUGACUUUGAGGACAUCAGUGACGAUGAUUUGCCAGAGGAGGAGUUUGCAGAUGAUGAGGGGAAUAUGGCUGCGCUGCAGAACUACAGCGGUACGACUGUGCAAGGCUCAGGUGAUGGCGAGGACGCAGAUAUGGAAGACUUGUUUGGCGACGAUCUCUUUGGCGACGGUCCUGGCUUUUCCAGCCCUGAGCACACGCAUGGCGAAGAUAAACCGCUCAAGUCGGUGGAAGGUGUUGGGCAGGACGACAUGGACAUCACGAGUGACAGUCAGGGACCGUCCUUUGAGAACAUGACGCAAACUGUUGCACAGCAAGAGCAGGAGCAGGAGGAAGAGGAGGACGAAGACCCCGAGUACCGUGAGCAGAUGGCCCUGUUCGCACAAGCUCGUGGUGGCAAGGAGAGUCAGGCGCCGCCGCCUCCAAAGACUUCGAAGGAAGACUUCGAGAAGGUCUGGCCCAACUUUGAACCCGACAAGCCGCCACGGUUCUUUAGUUUGGUGCCCCGCAAACGUGCCUACUACAUCCCAAAGGUUCCCCAAAAGCAGAUGAAGCCCAUGGCGUUUACAAAACUGAGUCUUGAUAUCGCGCCGGAUCAGGAGAAAGCCUUUCGAUUGCCCGCUGUAGCGCCCACACCCAAGUCUGGGAGACAACAGGAGGAAGAUCAAGGUGGUCUCAUUCAUAUUGCCAGCACUACCGAGGAAGACCAAGAGCACGAUGACCAGAUGGAGAUGGAAAACUUCGACGUCAUUGAUGAAGGCGAGAUGAUUGGUAAUGUGUCCUGGAGUGAACUCCAGGUUGCUUGCGCAGAUUGGGAUAUUCCCGAUGAUGCAAGCGACACGAGCAUGCCUGACCAAAAGCAACCACCGACACCACCAGACAGUAUGCCGGACCACGACAUGGAAUUCGGUUCGCCCAACAAGAAGCGAAAGCUCGGAAGUGGCGACCAGCCCAUACACUUCUCCAUUUACGACCACGCAGACCUGCCCCUUUGGGAUGAUCCAGAGCUGGAGACGGCGAGAGUGGCAAAGAAGAUUCUACUGGACAUGAACGACCCACAUCUGCUUCUCGAUGUACAGCAACCGACUACCGAGCCGCAGAAGCCACGGUCAACGGGUCUGGGUCUGAAGCGCGAUGGUCGUGGAAGUCUUGCGAACCCAAUGUUUAAGCGAUACAAUAUAUCCAACGAUGAGGCAUAUGACGCGCUCAAGGAGAGAAGUCAACAGAAGGUUCGCAGUACCAUUGGCCACAUGAACGUUGAGCAUAGUUUGCCGGCGUUGAAGCUACAAUGGCCCUUCUACAAGGUCAAUCUGUCCGAUCGCGAACUUCGGUCAUUCCAUCGCCCUACCAUAUCCUUCAAGCCUGGAGAGCGAGCUGGUAUUUCCAUGCUUAAGUCAGUCAAAAGGAAGCAUAAGAAAAAUCUCAAGCCAUCAGAGGCGUUUGCUACGGCGGAGGAUCUCAACAUCGGCGACAACUCUGAUCUUUUGCUUGCCGAAUACUCCGAGGAGUACCCGACCACAUUGUCCAACUUCGGCAUGGGUAUCAAGAUUCUCAACUACUACCGUCGCAAAGACAUGGAUGAUACUGCACGACCCAAACCCGACGAUGGCAUUGGUGAGACUUCGGUGCUGCUACCGCAGGACAAGAGUCCCUUCUCGCUGUUUGGUCAGGUCGAGCCGGGCCAGCAAGUCUUGACGCUUCACAAUGCCAUGUAUCGUGCUCCCGUGUUCAAACACAAGCCUGCGGAGACCGACUUCUUGGUUAGCAGAAGCUCUACUGGUGUCCAUGGACCCAAAUAUUACAUGCGCACCAUUCCGAACCUUAUGGUUGUUGGCCAGCAGUUUCCUAGUGUGGAGGUUCCUGGAACACACGCUCGCAAGGUUACGGAAGCUUCCAAGAAGCGUCUGAAGAUGCUGGCGUUCCGCUUGUACAGGCGAGGUCAACAGAGAGGCGCAAGGCAGCCUUGGGUUAGCAACGAGAUGAUCAAGCAGCAUCUUCCAGGGACGGAGAUUGCGCAGAACCGUUCUCGGAUGCGUGAAAUCAUGAAGUACCAGAAGGACAUUGGCACUUGGGAGCCUGUGCCUGGCGAGACCAUUCCUGAGGAGCCUGUGCUGCGCACUUGGAUAAAACCAGAGGAUGUCUGUCUUAUUGACUCGAUGCAUGCUGGAGACAAGCAGCUUCAGGACGCCGGUAUUAAGUCGAACGAGAUCCGGGACGAUGACGAAGAGCAGGACAAUGAGAAUGCAGAUGUCAAGCUGGCACCCUGGAACACGACCAAGAACUUCCUCAACGCCUGUGCAGGCAAGGCCAUGUUGGAGCUCCACGGCGAGGGCGAUCCCACCGGUCAAGGUCUGGGUUUCAGCUUCAUCAAGGUGUCCAUGAAGGGUGGAUUCCGCGACGUGGGCGAGAGCGCGGCCGAUCGGGUCGAUGCCAAGAAGCUCAAAGAACUCGGCGGUCACAGCUACAACGUGCAGCGGCAACAGAUGAUGUACGAGAACGCAAUCAAGCGGAUCUGGAACAAGCAAAAAGAGUCCCUCUCCGCCGUCGCCCCACCCUCUGAAGUCGAAGAAGACGUCGACUCCGCCGCAGCAGCCCGGGGCCUCACCCGCCAACGCUCCGAAGUAGGCACCCCGCUCGCACGCGCCGACGACGAGACCAUGUCGCAAUUCUCGCGCAACAGCGCCGCCGAGACACGCGGCAAGAAACUCAAGAUUACCCGCACCGUGCAAAACGCACAGGGCGAGUACGAAGAGGUGACGGAGCUCAUCACCGACCCAGAAGUCAUGAAGCUCUACCUCAAGCGCAAGAAGCAGGAGCGUCUGCUCAACAUGAAGAUUGAUGAAAUCAAGCCCACGGGCGACAAGGAGUACGAUCAGGCGCAGAUUAUCAAACUACGCGCUGAAUACGCUCGUCUUGCCCGCAAUAUCGAGCGUCGCGAGGGCAGGGAAAAGGCAAAGGGCAUUCAUAAGAGUCAGAUGGCUGGCGAGGUUGGUUCGGGGCCGCAGGGGCUGGGCAAGGGCGGGGCGACGCCGCGCAAGUGUGCGAAUUGUGGUGAGGUUGGGCAUAUUAAGACGAAUAAGAAACUUUGCCCCCUCCUCAAUGGCCAGAAGAAACAGAGCGAUACUUUUCGCGAUGCACCUGCUGCUUCUCCGGUCGCGGGUUUACCUGCUACUCCUUCGUUUGCGGGUUCGCCGGCUUAG
Plenodomus lingam JN3 is the source of this 3621-nucleotide messenger RNA. Lineage: Eukaryota; Fungi; Ascomycota; Dothideomycetes; Pleosporales; Leptosphaeriaceae. The record is from RefSeq and is a predicted model, not a curated record.